Molecule: messenger RNA, 2744 nt
Organism: Caenorhabditis sp. 36 PRJEB53466
Lineage: Eukaryota; Metazoa; Nematoda; Chromadorea; Rhabditida; Rhabditidae
Source: the annotation of a GenBank genome assembly
AUGGACGAGGUCGAGAGUUUAUUCUCCCGAUGCGACUCCGAAUCCAAAGGAUAUCUGACUAUGGAGGAUCUGAAGAAAGUGUGUCCGCAACUUGAGAAUGAUGUAAGUUCAAGUUUAAAAAGUUUUUUUUUUCGAUAAUUACCGACAUAUCUCAGGAUGUCCAAUUCAUCUUCAACAUGUUGGAUUCUGACGGUUCUGGAAAGAUCGAGAAGAAAGAGUUUCUUCAAGGAUUUCAAGAAGCGGUCAAGCAAGGGGAGAAUAAUGGUUAGUUUUUUAUAUUUUUGAUCACCGUUUUGUAGGCAGGGAGUUUGCUUCUCGAACCUUAAUUGACACUUUCACCUUUUUUUCUGAAUUUUUUAAUUGAAAUUCUUUCGAAUUCUCAUAUUCUUCAACAGAGCGCAAGUGCAGAGUUCAAGAAGCGAGCUGGUUUCUCUCUCGGGGAUGUAGUCAAAUUUUUAUUGUCCAUCGUUACGAUCCCCUUCCCGACAGUUACACAUCGCCCAAAUGUUCGCUUUCCCAUAACGCUAUUUGCCCCCGCAUUCCCUCGUGAUUCCUCUCCCAAUUUUUUCAUAUUUUCCCAUCCUUGUUUUAUACUCAAUUUUAUUAUUUUCAGGGUUGAACGGAAUGGGACGUCGAGCCUCGGUUGCUUACGAAGAUCCUCCUGUAUUCCGACGCGACGAGCAGGUCUUCGAUAGCGAGAGCGAUUCCUCCCGUCCGACCAUCCGUUUAUUUGAAGAAGAGCACUACCACUCCGAGUCGGACAGCAACGUCAUCGACUUCAGUGUUCCCUGGUACUCCGAAAAGACGUUUGAAUGACCCAAUGUUUCUUUAAUUCCAGCCAGGAGGAAGUGCUGACGUUGUACGGGCAGUUGCAGACGUGUGGAGUGCCGGUUCUUCUUCACAAGUUUGAGCGGAUCGUCGGAUCGUUUCACAAAGAGCUCUCGGAGAAGAAGUACGAAAACGAACGACUCCAGAAAAUACACGCAAGGUGAGCAGAUCUAAAGAAACCGGAGCCUAUUCUCUUGCAGUGAUCGCGAGAUGUACAAUCGCCGCAUGGAAGAACUGGAAAGCGAAGUCGAUCAGCAGUUGGAAAUGACAGAAGCGAAAGCCAGACAGGAAGUAGGGUUCUUGAAAAAGUACCUGAAACAAUAUAGUUUUUGUCAGGAAAGAGAGCGAUUGAACAAAGAAAAGGAAGAAAUGAGAUCGCAGAUGACCGAAGAAAUGCAGGAGAUGAGAAGACACAUCGACCGGCUGCAGAAGAUGGAGAAGAUCCUGGAGCUUCAGACCGGCAGACAAAAUCAUCAGAAAGAGCUGUCCGAGCAACUGAAGAUUGUGAACGAGGAAAACUCGGAUCUGCGUCAGAACCUGGCUGAAAAUCAUCUUGAACUUGCGAUGAUCAGAAGCGAGCUAGCGACUGUCAGAUCUGACUUUGAUCAGAAGAUGGGAGAAUUGGUUGCGAGGAAAAGUGAGGAACGACUUGAGCUCGCCUCUCAGAAUUUCAGCCUUUUCAGAUCAAGUUUAUCUGGCCUCCGAGGAAAACGAAUCUGCUAAGAAGCAGAUUCUCCUGCUUUUGUGAGUUGUAUCAAGAAAGCAAAGUCAUUGGUAUCAUUUCAGUGAGGCCAAUCGUAAAUUGCAUGAGACGAACGAGAGCCUUCGUGGUACUCUUGACAACCGCACCACCCUUUUCCGAGAGUACAACUUGGUAUUACGCAGUUAUUCACAUUUGACGAUUGUCAUCUUUUUUCAGAGAACUCCGUCGCCGUCUAUGCUUGCGUCCAACCGCAAUUCUGUGGAGAAUUUCCAGACUACCGGUGUGUUCAGCUCAGUUCCCCUUCACGUUCCCAACGACGAUACUACCCCGAGUAUGAACUGCAAGACAGUCGAACUCAUAGAUUAUAGCCCUUCUUUCAGUUCCCGAGACAUCUCUGAUUCUGGAUGACGCUCACAGUCUCCAAGGAAUGGAAAUUGACACGGAUCUCGUGGUAGCCUGACAUUCUCAGCUUCUCGAUUCAACAUACGUUUUUAGGGACUGAAUGAGGCUAACGGACCACCCGAGAGAACAUUCCGCAUCGUGAUGUGUGGCGAUGCAGCGGUCGGAAAGAGCAGCUUCGUGAUGCGUGUGAUUCGCAAGCAGUUCACCAGCCAACUGCCCAGCACUCUCGGUGUUGACUUCCAUGUCAAGACGGUCAACGUGGACGGACGCAACGUGGCACUGCAGUUGUGGGAUACCGCUGGCCAAGAGCGUUUCCGUUCUCUCUGUAAAUCAUAUUUCCGCCGUGCCGAUGGAGCCAUUCUCUGCUACGAUGUCUGCGCCGAGCACUCGUUCCUUCGCGUUCGUGAUUGGAUUGAGACUAUCAAGGAAUCGACGGAGAGAAGCAUUCCUAUCAUUCUCGUCGGAAACAAAGUUGACAUGCGCCACCAAACUCCCGGAGCGGUGACGAAAUCGGAUGGUGCCAGCAUGGCAGCGGUAUGCCCUUUCACCGUCACUGAACUUUGUUUUGCUAAUACCUUUCAGGCUAUGGGCGUGCUAUUUAUGGAAACGAGUGCAUUGGAUGGAAGCAACAUUGAUAACGCAAUGCUCGCGUUGACCAGGUAAUAAUCGUCAUCUCAUGGCGCUUCCAACUCGGUUUUUUUCCAGAGAACUGAUGGCAGUCGAGGAUGUUGAACUUCGCUCCACUGGAGUGGUCUUGAAUCCCAAUGGAGCCAAGAAAGGAGGCUGCUUCUCCAAGUGCCGCGGAAAUUAA